Messenger RNA from Leptopilina boulardi, 333 nucleotides. RefSeq lists its product as uncharacterized. NCBI's taxonomy places the organism in Eukaryota, Metazoa, Arthropoda, Insecta, Hymenoptera, Figitidae. The record is from RefSeq and is a predicted model, not a curated record. The transcript is spliced from 2 exons. The coding region runs from base 1 to 333 and encodes 110 amino acids.
AUGGAGGACAAAAAGUUAAUGAAGCUUCUUGGCGAAGAAAUUAAAAAAAAAACGAUAAUAUACGAUAAAAAAAUUGAGAUUCCGAAGUAUAGCAUCCGAAAUCGAUUGAUUAAAACUGCUUACGCGGAAAUUGCGAAUGACAUUAAAAAUACCGAAUGCAGUUAUUUCUGGUUAAAAGGCGGAGAAGUAGAAAACUUGUAUAAAAAAAUAAGGAACAAAUACUGCAUAAUUUCGAGAAAAGACUUCAAGUCGCUGAAGGACCAGAAAUUUUUAGAUAUAUUUUCUUUCUUCAAAAAUGUCGUUGAAAUAAGAAGCGCAAAAAAAUUAAUUUAA